AUGCAGUCCAUUUUGGAUAUAGCUAGUGGCCAGUUGAUGGUGUCAGCUGAACUAAAUCAGAAUGGGGAUAAUGCUGAGAACCUAUCUCCUGAGCAGUUGCUUUCUGUAGAUUCUUCUGAUGCACAUGGUAUCUUCGGGGAACCAAAAGUGCUUCCCCGUGUUGGUGAUGACUACCAGGCUGAAAUUCCUGCUGUUAUCUUUGGACCUGAGUAUGAUAGCUAUAUGAAGAAGCUGGAUGAUGCUGAAAAGAACGAUCACGUUCCCUUGGAUUUUCAGCUGGGAUUGCCGGUCCCAGUCAAGUGGACCAAAAAUAUCAACAAAGAGAAUAUGAGAGAUGCAAAGCAAGGAUUUUAUACUCAAUCAAAUAAUGCACCUUCGCUAUUUGGAAGCGUCAGAGAGACAAACGAUCAAUACCAAGGGUCCUCUUAUUCUUUGGUUCCUGAGGUUUGUGGUGAUUCUUGGAAUGAUAUUGAAGAAGCAAGUUUUCUUCUAGGUUUAUAUAUCUUUAAGAAGAACUUUGUGCUGUUGGAAAGGUUUAUCGGAACUAAAAAGAUGGGGGAUAUAUUGCUAUAUUACUACUCAAAAUUUUAUAAGUCCUCUGAGUACAAUAGAUGGUCAACAUCCCGCAAAGGGAAAAGUAAAAAGUGUGUAUCUGGCAAAUCGCUAUUUAGUGAUUUGAGGCGACAGGAAAUACUAUCUCGUCUGCUUUCCCAGGUGUCCGAGGAAUGCCAGAAAGAACUAAUAAAGGCCACCAAAGCAUAUGAGAAGAACGAUGAGAAGAACGAUACAUCACUAAUCGAUUAUGUAUUCUCUAUAAAGUCCAUGGUUGGGAUAGAGACUUUUGUUGAAGUAGUUUCCAUUGGUAAAGGCAAGAGAGAUCUCACAAACAAGGUCAUUGCGCCUGUGCAGAUACCAACUGGGGAAGCAUUCUGGCCGCGUUUGUUGGCAAGCGGAUGGCACUCAGAACAGCCAAAGAAACAGGCUUGUGUUCCAGGUGCAAAGGAUACCCUGGUCUUUCUUACGCCUGCUGUUGAGAAGUUUUCAAGAGGAUUGCUGAAAGGAAAGCAUUAUUUUGUCUCUGUUAUGGAGGUCUUGGUCAAAGUUGGUUCUGAGCCAGAGCUUCUCGAGCCUCACGCUGAAUAUGAUGAAGGAGAGAAGGUAGAGGAGGAUGGCUGCAUUGAGGAGAUUUCUGACAGCAGUUCCGACGAACCAGUGAAAAAAGUCAAGAAUCUGAAAACUUUGUAUGAUGACCAGCAGGCAAGGAAGCCAGUGGAUAUUCACCUGAGCCAAAAGCAGAAGCACAAUGAUCUUGAUACUUCAACUUCAGUUCGAAAAAAGUAUAGGACUGUAGCUUCUUGCUAUAAUGAAGAGAUAGGUUCGGGCAGGAGUACUAUUCCAUCUGUCCUGGAAUGUGGUCAUCAAGCCAAUGUUUGUGGCUCAAAUAUUUAUGAUUCAAAUGACAAAAAUUUUACUCCACAACAACCUGUAAACUUUCCAAACACCUCUGCAGACAUCAGUGUUCCUGAGCAGCCUGCUAUCUUAAACCCUCGGAGACAGAGUACUAGGAACAGAUCCCCAACGGCAAGAGCACUAGAAGCCCUGGUAAAUGGAGAUUUGACAGAAAGUUCAGGGAGGAGGCGGAAGGACUGA
Messenger RNA from Daucus carota subsp. sativus, 1650 nucleotides. RefSeq lists its product as uncharacterized. Bases 1 to 1650 code for a protein of 549 amino acids. The transcript is spliced from 4 exons. NCBI's taxonomy places the organism in Eukaryota, Viridiplantae, Streptophyta, Magnoliopsida, Apiales, Apiaceae. Gene Ontology annotation, cellular component: nucleus. The record is from RefSeq and is a predicted model, not a curated record. Gene Ontology annotation, molecular function: transcription corepressor activity.